GCUGGUAGCAGGGGAGGGAGCGCUGGCUUUAGAAAGGCAGCCGCAGAGAUUCCGAGGGGCAGAAGUUGUCUGAGUGCUUGGUCGGCGGCUGUGGGGCCUGAUCUGUGACUCCGCUGCGACUUUACAUCUUUAAAUGGAUGAGAUGGCGACCACUCAAAUAUCCAAAGAUGAGCUUGAUGAGCUCAAAGAGGCCUUUGCAAAAGUUGAUCUCAACAGCAAUGGAUACAUUUGUGACUAUGAACUUCAUGAGCUUUUCAAGGAAGCUAAUAUGCCAUUGCCGGGAUAUAAAGUGAGAGAAAUCAUUCAGAAGCUCAUGGUGGACGGUGACAGGAAUAAAGACGGGAAGAUAAGUUUUGAUGAAUUUGUUUAUAUUUUUCAAGAGGUAAAAAGCAGUGACAUUGCUAAGACCUUCCGCAAAGCAAUCAACAGGAAAGAAGGGAUCUGUGCUCUGGGAGGAACUUCGGAGCUGUCCAGUGAAGGAACACAGCAUUCUUACUCAGAGGAAGAAAAAUAUGCAUUCGUUAACUGGAUAAACAAAGCUUUGGAAAAUGAUCCCGAUUGCAGGCAUGUUAUACCAAUGAACCCAAACACUGAUGACCUGUUCAAAGCUGUUGGCGAUGGAAUUGUUCUUUGUAAAAUGAUCAAUCUUUCGGUUCCUGAUACAAUUGAUGAAAGAGCAAUCAACAAGAAGAAACUUACACCCUUCAUCAUUCAGGAAAACUUGAACUUGGCACUGAACUCUGCUUCUGCCAUUGGGUGUCAUGUUGUGAACAUUGGUGCAGAAGAUUUGCGGGCUGGGAAACCUCAUCUGGUUUUGGGACUGCUUUGGCAGAUUAUUAAGAUUGGCUUGUUUGCUGACAUUGAAUUAAGCAGGAAUGAAGCACUGGCCGCUUUACUUCGAGAUGGUGAGACUUUGGAGGAGCUUAUGAAACUCUCUCCAGAAGAGCUUCUGCUAAGAUGGGCCAACUUUCACUUGGAAAACUCAGGCUGGCAAAAGAUCAACAACUUCAGUGCUGACAUUAAGCUUAUUGACUUCAGUAAUUCAGUGAAGGAUUCCAAAGCUUAUUUCCAUCUUCUCAAUCAAAUUGCACCAAAAGGACAAAAGGAAGGUGAACCCCGGAUAGAUAUUAAUAUGUCAGGUUUCAAUGAAACAGAUGAUUUGAAGAGAGCUGAGAGUAUGCUUCAACAAGCGGAUAAAUUAGGUUGCAGGCAGUUUGUUACCCCUGCUGAUGUUGUGAGUGGAAACCCCAAACUGAACUUAGCCUUUGUGGCUAACCUGUUUAAUAAGUACCCGGCACUAACUAAGCCUGAAAACCAGGACAUUGACUGGACUUUACUAGAAGGAGAAACUCGUGAAGAAAGAACCUUCCGUAACUGGAUGAACUCUCUUGGUGUUAAUCCCCACGUAAACCAUCUCUAUGCUGACCUGCAAGAUGCCCUGGUAAUCUUACAGUUAUAUGAACGAAUUAAAGUUCCUGUGGACUGGAGUAAAGUUAAUAAACCUCCAUACCCAAAGCUUGGUGCCAACAUGAAAAAGCUAGAAAACUGCAACUACGCUGUUGAAUUAGGGAAGCAUCCUGCUAAAUUCUCCCUGGUUGGCAUUGGAGGCCAAGACCUGAAUGAUGGGAACCAAACCUUGACCUUAGCUUUAGUCUGGCAGCUGAUGAGAAGAUAUACCCUCAAUGUCCUAGAGGAUCUGGGAGAGGGUCAGAAAGCAAAUGAUGACAUCAUUGUAAACUGGGUGAACAGAACAUUGAGUGAAGCUGGAAAGUCAACUUCCAUUCAGAGUUUCAAGGACAAGACGAUCAGCUCCAGUUUGGCGGUUGUGGAUCUAAUUGAUGCUAUCCAGCCAGGCUGCAUUAACUAUGACCUUGUGAAGAGUGGCAAUCUAACAGAAGAUGACAAGCACAAUAAUGCCAAGUAUGCAGUGUCAAUGGCUAGAAGAAUCGGAGCCAGAGUGUACGCUCUCCCUGAAGACCUUGUGGAAGUAAAGCCCAAGAUGGUCAUGACCGUGUUUGCAUGUUUGAUGGGCAGGGGGAUGAAGAGAGUGUAAAAUAACCAAUCUGAAUAAAGCCAACCUUGUUCCCAAGUGCAUGAUUAGCAAGUCAGCUAUUUCCAGGUGAAGUGCUUAUGGCUUAAGAACUUCUUGGUCAUUUAAAGGACUUUUAGUUUUGAUUAACAAGACUAGCUCAUCGUGAGAGCCCUCGGGAGAGAGUUUGAAUAACAAGCAACUCCUCUUUCCCUUAGCGUUGGAUCUGCCAGGCACACUUGAACCGUGCUCAUAGCCAACCAUUUUACUCUCUCCUCCUAGAAUGCCACACUUCACAUUUCCUGUUGCUGUGUGUUAUUCCUGUACGUAUGUUUUUCCCUCUUAGAAUGUCCAUCUCUUGAGAGUUGCUUAGAUGGGUAGAUAAUGAGUAUUCUUAGCUAGUCAUUGUGCUAUCCAUCCAGGCUGCCAGUUCUUACUCCAGAACUAGGCUCAGAAGGUAUGUGGACAUGAGUAUCCUCCACUUACUCUGUAGCACUGAAAAUUUGCCGAAGCAACUGGCUGAGCAGAAUGUAAUAGAAGCUUUUCUUAUUCUUUUAUUCUUAAAAUUGGUAUCUUUUUACAGUAUUCUUUCUACAUGAUUAUUUUUUGUACAUUUAAGAAUAUUUUGAUUACAUUCAACAAGUCUGCUGAUUUUGCUACUUUUUUUAAGGGGUCUUCAAGUAAGUAAAAAAAGAAUACAUUAUAAGUGGAGGAAAAAUGUACCCUAAGGUUGCAUCUUCUCUCUCACACCCAAGCUGUAAACUAAGGAAGUAUUUUUGUCUCCAAUAUGUCAGUUCAAUACAUGCUUAUUUGCUCUGAAACCUGUAUCAUCAAGCUCUCUCUUUCAAUCGAAAAUACCAUUGAAUAUGGCCCUUGAGGAGAGAGUGAAUGCAGAACUUGGAUGAAAUUGUGUAGGCCAAGUCUGCUAAGUGUACAAUACAUUUUUAAAUUUUACUCCUAUAACAACAAAGGUAUGAAAAGUCAAAGUAUGUAUGUAGGACUUGAUGUACUCUUGCUUUGUCAAGCUCUUUGCUAUAGUUCUCAAGAUCAUUAUGUUACUCUAACUCUGAAAAGGGAUGUAAUCUGGUAGCAAUGUAGUAGUUCAAAAUAAAGGCAUUUACAUAAUAA
This is a messenger RNA of Jaculus jaculus (lesser Egyptian jerboa), 3157 nucleotides long. RefSeq names its product plastin 3 (gene Pls3). The record is from RefSeq and is a predicted model, not a curated record. Gene Ontology annotation, biological process: actin filament network formation; actin filament bundle assembly. Gene Ontology annotation, molecular function: actin filament binding; calcium ion binding. Gene Ontology annotation, cellular component: actin filament bundle; cytoplasm; actin filament. Bases 134 to 2053 code for a protein of 639 amino acids. The transcript has 17 exons. Lineage: Eukaryota; Metazoa; Chordata; Mammalia; Rodentia; Dipodidae.